Messenger RNA from Micromonas commoda, 2121 nucleotides. RefSeq lists its product with no specific name. Bases 1 to 1323 code for a protein of 440 amino acids. Lineage: Eukaryota; Viridiplantae; Chlorophyta; Mamiellophyceae; Mamiellales; Mamiellaceae. Gene Ontology annotation, cellular component: cytosol. The record is from RefSeq and is a predicted model, not a curated record. The transcript is spliced from 3 exons. Gene Ontology annotation, molecular function: mRNA binding.
AUGGCGGAGCCUAACCCCGCCGAGACCGGCGAGGUGAAGACCCUCUGGGUCGGAGACCUGGGCUACUGGAUGGAGGAGUCGUAUCUGCACACCUGCUUCGCGCACUUCGGCGCGAUCGGGAGCGUGAAGAUCAUCAGAAACAAACAGACGGGCUUCAGCGAAGGGUACGGCUUCGUCGAGUUCGUCGAUCGCGCCACCGCCGAGCACGCGCUGAAGACGCUCAACGGAACGCCGAUGCCCUCGGCGCAUCAGAAUUUUCGCCUCAACUGGGCGUCGUUCGGCGUCGGCGGCGGCGCGGGCGGCGCGGGCGGCGCCGCCAACGACCACAGCGUCUUCGUCGGCGACCUGCCCCCGGAGGUUAACGACUACGCCCUGCAGGAGACGUUCGCGGAGAGGUACCCCUCCGUGCGGAACGCUCGGGUGGUGACGGACCCCAACACGGGCAGGAGUAAGGGCUUCGGGUUUGUCCGCUUCGGCGACGAGGGCGAGCGGGACAGGGCGCUCGUCGAGAUGAACGGCGUGCCGUGCGGAUCGCGAGUGAUGCGGAUCUCGCUCGCGAUCCCCCGCAAGGGCGUCGACGGCGUCGGAGGUGGAGGAGUCGGUUCCAACACUGGAGUCGGUUCCAACGGAGUCGGCGGUUCCCCGGCGCCCGAGCCCGAGAACAGCACCGUCUUCGUCGGCGGGCUGGACCCCACGCUGACGGAACCGGACCUCCGCACGCACUUCGAGGCGUUCGGGGAGCUGGUGUAUGUCAAGAUCCCCGCGGGUAAGGGCUGCGGGUUUGUUCAAUUCACGCGUCGCGCCGACGCGGAGGCUUCCAUCCAGGCGCUGAACGGGACGAUGAUGGGGGCUUCGCGGGUGAGGCUCUCGUGGGUGAGGUCGGGCGGCGGCGGCGGUGGGCGCCACACGGGGCCUUUUGGCGGGGGCUCACCGUACGGGAUGCCCUACGGCGGCUACCCGCCGUACGCCAUGGCUGGCGCGUACGGGGUGGACCCGUCGUGGGCGGCGGCGCAGGCGCAAUACGCGGCGGCGGCGCAGUACGCGUCGAUGCAGGCUGCGUACUACGGCGGCGCCGCGGCCGGCAUGGCGCACGGCGCGCCCCCGCCCCCGCCGCCGAUGCCGGUGACCAUGCCGGGCACGCCCGGGGGGCCGGUGCCCCCGGGCGCGGUGCCAACGCCGGGAACUUCCAGCGGGAGCAACGGGCAGGGCAGCCCCAACGCGCCGGGUGGAGUCGCGGCGGCGAACGCCGCGUACGUGGCUCAGCACGAGCGCAGCAUGAUGGGUCGACACGUGUGGAUGUCCGCGCAGCAGGGCGGAUACUGAGGCGUUCGGAACCCUAGGCACGCACGGACGCACGCGCCAGACGCGGACGGACAGGACAAUUUUUUCUCAUAAAAAAACAGCAAAUCGCAAAGGACCGAACCCGAAACCCGACAUCCAUUAAUAACGGGUCCCGGCCCGAGUCGGAGUCAAACACAAACGCGAAGGAGCAAUACACGUCGUUAUAUGCGCGGUCAGAUGGCGCCCGCCUGGCCGACGGCGUACACGACGUACCCGGUGGCUCCGAUGACGGCGACCAGCACGCCGUAGAGGAAUCCCUGCCCGAGCACCGGCACCGGCUGCUCCUCCGCCUUCUCCACGUACCCCCUGUCCAGGUACUCGCCCUUGGCGAAUAUGUUCUCGCCGAAGAAACCGCUCUUGGUGCCGCCCACCUUGCGCUUGAGCGCGCCGUACUGCUCGCGGGACAUCUUGUCGCCCUUGCCCAUCCGCUUCGCCGCGGCGAGGAGGCCCCGGUCCUCCUUGAUGUCCUCCUCGAAGUUCACCGCGGAGAGCGCGUUGAAGAGGAAGAGGGACACGCCGCCCUUCUCCUGCGCCUCGAACUUGGCCUUGCUCUUGGCGCGCUGCUUCUUGAUGCGAGCGUACGCCUCGGAUUUGCUCUCCUCGAACACAACCUCGACGCCGCCCCCGGGGUCCUUGCGGCCGAAGAGGGCGUUGGUGCGGACGGGGCCGCCCCGGGUGGAGGAGGCCCUGGAUCGCCCGGCGGCGGGCGCCCUGAGUGCGGCGCGAUCGCCGGAGACGGCGGCGAUCGAGGAGAGGGCGAUGGCGGACAUGUUAUCUGAU